Messenger RNA from Carassius auratus (goldfish), 2778 nucleotides. Its product is annotated as E3 ubiquitin-protein ligase TRIM39-like. The record is from RefSeq and is a predicted model, not a curated record. The transcript has 11 exons. NCBI's taxonomy places the organism in Eukaryota, Metazoa, Chordata, Actinopteri, Cypriniformes, Cyprinidae. Gene Ontology annotation, molecular function: protein binding; zinc ion binding. The coding region runs from base 163 to 2568 and encodes 801 amino acids.
GUGGACCGACCCCGGUGAUGUUUGGAAAUGUGGCUAGCAUUUAGCUUAGACAAAAGAUUGGUAAUCAUUUUAGGUCCUGAUGAUUAAAUGUUUCUAAUGCACGAGUUUUUGCUUUAAAACGUGAUCGUUAUUCCACUGAAACUGUGAUUUUUGUGACUUGAAAUGGCGUCUAGAUCUUCUUUUGAGGAGGAUUUGUCUUGUCCUGUAUGCUGCGACCUUUUUAUAAAUCCCGUGGUUCUGUCCUGUAGUCAUAGCGUCUGUGAAGAUUGUGUGCAUCGGUUUUGGAAAGAUAAGAGACGUAAAGAGUGUCCAGUUUGCAGAAGAUCUUCAAAGGAACGUCCUCCAGUUAACUUGGCUUUGAAGAACCUGUGUGAGACCUACCAACAACAUCUGAGCCGCGGACCUUCGUCUGGAGAUGAAGGUGUCUGCGGUCUUCACAAAGAGAAGCUGAAGCUCUUCUGUCUGGACGAUCAAGAGCCCGUGUGUCUGGUGUGUCGAGACUCCAGAAAACACACCAACCACAGAUUCAGUCCUGUGGAUGAAGCCGUGAUGGACAAUAAGGAGAUUCUCAAAGAUGCUCUGCAACACUUAGUGAAAAAGCGGGGAAUAUUUGAGAGUUUUAAAGAGUGUUUUGAUGAACGUGAUGAACUCGUCAAGUUUAAUGCCCAACAUGCUGAGAGGCGGAUUAAAGCGGAGUUUGAGGAGCUUCACCGGUUUCUUCGUGAUGAAGAAGCGAUCAGAAUAACAGCACUGAGAGAGGAAGAGGAACGGAGGAGUCGGAUGAUGAGGGACAAGAUCGAGGAGACCAGCAGACAGAUCUCAUCUCUCUCUCAAACCAUCAGAGACACCGAGGAGCAGAUGAAACAUGAUGACGUUUCAUUCUUGCAGAACUUUAACUCCACAUUGCAAAGGGCUCUGUGUAACCCGCCGCUUCCAGAAGCCUUUCCUGAAGUGACGAUCAGGUUCUCAAGUCACCUGACCAACCUGAAGCUCACGGUCUUACAGAAGAUGCAGGACACUCUCGGUGAAUCCUCAUACUACUUCAAGCCGUCUCCUAUUCAAUCUGAUCUGGCUGCAAUAGAGAUUUCUGACAAUCAAGAGGAAUAUAAUGAAUACGAGCGUUUCCAGAUGGAUGGAGGGAACUGUACAAAGAUAUUUGGAGGUCGACGGUCUAAUGGAGACCGACAGCAGUUUCCAGAUCCUCUAGCCCGUGCCACUGAUUUAUUCCCUGCUCCGGUCAGCACCACCGAACCAACCUUCAACCUACCCAUGAUCCACAGAGGUCCUCCUGUGUCACAGAUCCUCCGCAGCCAGAUUAUGACGAGGAUGAACUACGGAGAAAAACUAGUCGUAGGCCGCCCUCGGUUGAAAUCGAGGUUUAGGCGCACGAGUGUUCCCUCUCCACUGGAUUUGGCGUUUGGAGCUUCGACCAAUGCUUCACGUGGGGGGAAUCCUCAAGGGGACUUGAAGUUUUUAACGUUCAGGGGAGGAGACUUCAGUCUUCAAGAUAUGGUGAUCUGUGACCAUGAAAUCCUGUACUUCUGUCCUGUACUCACAGCAUCUGUAAACAUUGCCUUCAGAGGUUUUGGGAAAAACAAGGACAUAAAGCUUGUCCACUCCAGAAAACACACCAACCACAGAUUCUGUCCCAUAGAUGAAGCUCUGACCGAUAACAAGGCUCAGGCUCAAUGCACAGAGAAGCUGAUUAAAGAAGAGUUUGAGAAACUUCACCAGCUUCUGCGUGACGAGGAAGCGAUCAGAAUUACAGCGCUGAGAGAAGAAGAGAAGCAGAAGAGUCAGAAGAUGAUCGACAGGAUCGAGGAGACCAGCAAACAGAUCGUAUAUCUCACACGCUCCAUCAGGGAUACACAGGAGCAGAUGAAAGCUGGAGAGGAUUCAUUCCUGCGGGACUUAAAGGACUCAUUGAAAAGAGGUCGGCAUGGUCUGUCGGAUCCAGAGAACGUUUCAGAAACGCUCAUCGAUGUUCCAAAACACCUGAAAAACCUCAAGUUCACCGUGUUACAGAAGAUGCAGGAAGAUAUUAAAUACACUCCGGUGACCCUGGACCCCAGCACUGCUCACAGUAAUCUCACGGUGUCUGAUGAUCUGACCAGCGUGCGGUUCAGAGAUGAGGAAAAGCUGCUUCCUGAUAAUCCCGAGAGAUUUGACAGUUGGGAGUGUGUUCUGGCUUCAGAGGGCUUCGACUCAGGACUUCACUGCUGGGACGUUGAGGUCGGAGACCUCACAAACUGGACCUUCGGUGUGAUGACCGAAUCUGCUCGGAGGAAGGGUGACAUUCUGACAGAGAAGGGACUUUGGGUUCUUGGGUACGCUUCUGGGGAAUAUUAUGCAUUCAUUACACCAGAGCAGUCGCCUCCGCUGACGGUCAAGAAUAAACUCCAGAAAAUCAGAGUUCAGCUGAACUACGAAAAAGGAAAGCUGUCCUUCAUCGAUCCUCUCAGUAACACAUCCAUUCACACUUUUACACAGAAGUUCACUGAGAAAGUCUACCCAUGGUUUGGUCUUCGCUGUGAUGUCUGUCCUCUGGUGAUCUUACCAGUCAACUGAAGAAAUCAUUUAGAGACGAAACGAGUAAAGAUGACUCCCAUUUUAACUUUAAAAUAGAAAGUUUGUUUCGUGAGCGUUUGUAAAUCAGUUUUAAUGUUUGAUUCUGUGUCCUAAUCUGAACUAUUUUAAAAGGCAUCUAACACAUUUCUUAAAUUAUCAUUAUUAUACAGUUUAAUAAUAUAUAUAAAUUAUUUUUCUGUGAAGCUGCUA